AUGUCGACUCACAGAAUGGUCCGACCACCACCCUUGCACUUGCGCUUUGACAAUCGGUACUCCCACCCAGCACUUCGAAGGACCGAACCGCGUUGUCCUACACUGACAUGCACCCCCACCUUCUCCCGCAUCUACACCUUCAGCUGGCGCGCUCCUGUUAUACUUGUUUCCUCCCUCAACGUCCUUCGAUAUCUAAAUUCGUAUGUCUUCAUUCCCAACCCCCAAGCUUCCAUGCACGCCGUUGAUCGCAUCUCCUUCAUCUUGCAUCUUCUAGUGCCCGCUUUCAACGACUUCCAUGUCGACAAACACCUUGGCUUCUCCGAGCUCGCCAUCCUCUCCUACGUCACCACCAUAAUAUACAUCACGCUGUGCACAGUGGAGCUAUUCGGGAGCGUCGUCAACCUCCUACCACGCCGUUUACAUCUAAUCGAAACAUACACUAGGCUGGUGGAUAUAUCCGCCAUCCUGGUAGCUGUUGCUGGCCUCACAUAUUCGGGCACGUACCUCGUAUACAAGGAUGAGCUCAUCAGCGAAUGCGUACACUCGAGCAUACAUGACGAGGGGUUGCUAAGAUCCACUUUCCGCCUUAAUCCAUGGCCUACUUCAAACGAUAGCGGAGCGGUAGAUUGCACGUCUGCCUAUUCCGCCGACACCCUCACCCACCUUCUCGCACUCCCUAUAUCUUUUCUCCUCCCCAUGAUCCUCCAACUCAUUGUCGCGCACACCUAUUACCGCCAAUCCACCGACCCUCUUCACAAAUCCAAUCUUUGCCACCAAUACCAGCACCCCAACAGUCACACCGCAACACACCCUCCACGCUUACCCUCUUCCUCAUCAUCCAACGCCACCCAGGUUGGCUGGCUACACUUCCCCAGCCAAUCUCCCUUCGCCCGUCUACGCGCCAUGCUCCCUUGGCAUCGACGUACCUUCUUCGGUUACCAACGAUUAUCAACAGAACCACACACGCAGCGUCAACACGAUCACAUCAGCCUACACAAGCUGCAGUCCGUACCCUCGUUGCAUCCGAUCAAAGAGGCUCCGGAGGUCCCUUCCCCUGUGUCCCCUGAAGCGGGCCUGACCCCUGGGCCACCGAGUUUUGGUGGCGGCCACGGGUACAAUCUCCACAACGGCCACCUAUCUGCGUUCACUAUCGGAAGCCUUGACACUGGAAUGGAAGACGACGCGUUCUGA
Messenger RNA from Pleurotus ostreatus (oyster mushroom), 1191 nucleotides. RefSeq lists its product as uncharacterized. Bases 1 to 1191 code for a protein of 396 amino acids. The record is from RefSeq and is a predicted model, not a curated record. NCBI's taxonomy places the organism in Eukaryota, Fungi, Basidiomycota, Agaricomycetes, Agaricales, Pleurotaceae. The transcript has 10 exons.